AUGGCGCCAAAGAAAGCUGUAGGCGGCAAUGUUCCGACGCUCAAUACUCCCCGCAAUCAGUCACAGUCUUCAAAGAGACAGGAUCAAGUGCAAGAUUUCAAGUCUCUCCAGCUUGAGCAAGAGUUCAAGAGCAAGCACCUUGGUGUAUUGGGUGUAUUAGUAUGGAUAUUGUUUCUCCACCUCGCCGGUAUCUACUUCUUUACCAAGGGCUUCCUUCUCACACGUAUGGUUCUGGACAAUAAGUCAUCAUGUGAACUACUUCCUUUCGACAGCUCGACUGCAAUUGCGGGAAAUAAAGACAAGGGUUGCUGGCAUGAUAAAUCUUUCGACAAAGCUAUUGUCAUCAUCAUUGAUGCGCUCCGAUACGACUUUACCGUUCCAUUUGUUCCUAAGGAUGAAACCGAAGCCGCUCAUCACUUCUACGACAAUAUCCCAGUUCUGUACGAAACUGCCGUCAAAAGUCCUGCCAAUGCAUUCUUGCUGCCAUUCAUUGCCGAUCCUCCGACUACGACCCUACAACGAUUAAAGGGCCUGACCACAGGUACUCUACCUACCUUCAUUGAUGCCGGCUCCAACUUCGCCGGAACAGCUAUUGAUGAGGAUAACUUGGUUGCACAGCUGCACAGCGCUGGGAAGACUCUGGUUCAACUGGGUGAUGAUACCUGGCAAUCAUUGUUCCCUGGGUACUUUGAUGAGAACCUUACUCACCCUUAUGACUCGUUCAAUGUCUGGGAUUUGCAUACUGUUGACAACGGUGUCAAUGAGCACUUAUUCCCUUUGCUUCAGUCUGAAAAUCGCAACAAAUGGGAUGUCAUUUUUGGCCAUUACCUCGGUGUCGACCAUGCUGGCCAUCGGUAUGGUCCUGAUCAUGCUGCCAUGGCUGGAAAGCUACAGGAGAUGGACCGAGUAAUCCGCGAUAUCAUUGCUGCCCUGGAUGACAAGACCCUUCUUGUGGUCAUGGGUGACCAUGGGAUGGAUACAAAGGGUGAUCAUGGUGGCGAGUCAGAUGACGAAGUCGAAGCUGCUUUGUGGAUGUACUCUAAGCGUGGAAUCUUCGGACGUAUCAGUAAGGAGACUCUGCUUCCACCUAAGCAUGCUCGCGAGCGUCCCGUUCCUCAGAUUGACCUUGUUCCCACCUUGUCUCUGCUUCUUGGAAUGCCAAUCCCAUUUAAUAAUUUGGGAUCUCCAAUCGAAGAAGCAUUCGCUGGACCUAAGGGUAAUGACUGGGUCAACUUGGCCACAGUCAAUCAAUUGACUGCUGCGCAAAUCAAAAGAUAUCAGCAUGAGUAUGCGACCGCUCGGGGUGCAGGAGAUGACGAAGAGUCGUUUAAUCUUUGGUCCGCUGCUGAGGAAGAAUGGAAGUCUGCGUCAAAGGGCUUCACCUCCAAGUCAACUGCCGUCCGCGCUUCCUAUGAUCUUUACCGCAAGUAUCAGCGACACACGCUGGAUAUCUGCCGUGGACUCUGGGCUCGAUUUGAUGUUGCCAGCAUGGUUCAAGGUGUGCUGCUGCUCUUCGGUGGUAUCAUAUUCAUCGUGCUGUACGCUCGGAGCAUGAGGGCGGAUCGCACUGAAUUCACCGGCCGACUUCUGUCACUUGCUGCCGUUGGAUCUGGCUUGGGUGCUGCUGCUGGUACCAGUUUGGCUCUGUUUGGACUCGUGGAUAUGACUAUCAUUGACUCUGCUGUUCUGUUGGCCGCUGGUGGAAGCAUGCUUGGUGGAUUAUCUGCUCUGGUUGGAAAGUCAGCACAGUUGACUCUGCCUCUGCCUUCUGGUCUGUGGGGGUGGCUUGCCUUCUUCUUUACUGUUUCUCAGUCUCUCGGUUUCGCGUCAAACUCCUACACUAUCUGGGAGGAUGAGAUUCUGCUUUUCUUCCUCACGACCUUUGGCGUGUGCGCUGGUAUCUCGUCUAUGCGCCAGAAGUUAAACACCGACCGUAUCCUUGGAGUGUAUCACUCUGUUCUCUUCGUCAUUCUAGGUCGCGUAGCGUCAAUUUCUCGUCUUUGCCGUGAGGAGCAGAUGCCCUUCUGCCGCUCAACAUACUAUGCCUCCUCGACUUCCUCCAUCUCUGCACCUUGGCAAUUGGCUAUUCCAUUUGUGGUCAUGCUCUUUCUUCCAAGCGUCGUGCGGUCCUUCUAUGUGGGCUCUAAGUCUUACGAAGAUAAUGCGACUCUGUGGAUUGGAUUUGCUUUCCGUCUGGGUCUGCUGAUCACUUCGGUAUUCUGGGUACUGGAAGGUGCUGACGACGGCGGAUGGCUGCCUCUCAGCAAAGAAACACUCAAGACUGGCCGAGUAUUCCUGGCCCAAGUUGUCCUUUCUCUCGCGUUCGUGGCAGGUACCUCAGCAUUCAUCUACUCAAAACCUUGUGUCAGCAUCAGCGUAAGCAAGCCACAAGAUGACCCGAAUGCUCCCCCAGCUCCUAUCAUUGCUGGUCAGGAACAGAAGCCCCGAACCACCGUGACUAUUCUCGGAUUUGGAAAUGUCUACGGUACACGUUUCUUCUUCCUGGUUAUUAACUUCGCUCUCGCCAUUAUCCUAAUGUCCAAGCCCAUGGGACAGGGGGCUAUCGCCCUUCUGCUCUGGCAAAUUCUUUCUCUCCUUGAAAUUCUCGACACAAAUGCCCUCACUCUCACUAAUUCCGCCAUCGGUCCCGUCAUUCUCGGCGUCCUGGGAUCCUUCUACUUUUUCAAAACCGGCCACCAAGCCACACUCAGCAGCAUCCAGUGGGAAUCCGCAUUCAUUCCUCUUUCCACAAUCCAAUACCCCUGGUCUCCCCUGCUCGUAAUCCUCAAUACCUUCGGCGCCCAGAUUCUCGCCGCUCUCGCCGUCCCCCUUACAGUUCUCUGGAAACGACCUCUCCAAACACACGACCGUGUCUCCACCUCACCAUCUAGUACUAAGCCUGCGAACCCAGCUACAAAGCUGCUCUCUGAUGUCAUCCAGGCCGCCAGUACUCACAUCCUUUACUUAGCGACUAUCAAUCUGGCCACUACCAUGUGGGCCGGUCAUCUACGCCGCCACCUAAUGCUUUACCGCAUUUUCUGCCCCCGUUUCAUGAUGGGCGCUAUUGUGCUAGGUGUGAUCGACGUGAUCCUUGUACUCUUUGCUGUACCUGGAAUCCGUUUUAGCACUGUUAGCGUUGGUGAUGUGUUUGGCUGGUAA
Molecule: messenger RNA, 3159 nt
Organism: Penicillium malachiteum
Lineage: Eukaryota; Fungi; Ascomycota; Eurotiomycetes; Eurotiales; Aspergillaceae
Product: mannose-ethanolamine phosphotransferase GPI13
Exons: 2
Coding region: 1-3159 (1052 amino acids)
Biological process (GO): GPI anchor biosynthetic process
Cellular component (GO): endoplasmic reticulum membrane
Molecular function (GO): mannose-ethanolamine phosphotransferase activity
Source: RefSeq, a predicted model, not a curated record